Molecule: messenger RNA, 3288 nt
Organism: Leptopilina heterotoma
Lineage: Eukaryota; Metazoa; Arthropoda; Insecta; Hymenoptera; Figitidae
Exons: 2
Coding region: 267-3125 (952 amino acids)
Biological process (GO): spermatogenesis
Source: RefSeq, a predicted model, not a curated record
UUGUGUACAAAAAAAAGGGAAAAAGUGAGAAAUACCGAAAACAGUAUUAAAAGUUAAAAUGGUUUUUAAGAUUUUUAAUUGUGAAAUGUACUUAGAAUUUAUUUAAAGAAUCAUUGAUUUGAUAUUAAAUCAUUGAUUGUUAUAUUGAAUAAGUCAAGUGCUUUAUAAUAGUUAAAAGAAUAUUGAAGGAGUCGGUGACGAGUGAUCAGAAUAUUUUUUUUUUUUGAGGUUAUUUAUAGGAAUAGAAGGAUUUCACAACUACCAAGAUGCACUUAUCAACGAACGAGAGUCGCGAAGACGUGGCCUGUUCAAUUAGAUCUCUCCUGAUGACAUAUCAACAUGGCGUGACGGUUGCAAUGCUAGUGAGAGAUUAUGAAGAAAUUGAAUGUACCCGAAUUCCAUUUGAUAAAUUCAAUUGUCCAUCCUUACUCGUCUUUCUAAGACAACUCAACAAUUACGUGCGGAUUGAAAGAAAAGACGGACAAACACUCCUCUAUCCCGUGGAAUGCGAAAAAUCGAAACAUAUCGCCGAACUGGUAAAACAUCAAAGAUCAAAGAAUCCAAACAGAAGAAGAUUCCAGAAGCCGUAUCUCAAUUUUUGCGCCAACCGACCACAGGUCAGCAUCAAUCAACAUCUCCUAACGCAAUUGGUAACCUGUAUUAAUCUAUGUCCACACGGUUUACCUGUUAAUCACGCUAUCCAAUAUAUAAAUCAAUACAUCCAUCCUCUUCAAAUUACGAGACCUGAAUUGGAACACCAGUUGAAAGCACUGUCUCAUUUGAUAGCAAUUUACGGAGAUAAUAUAUAUCCAAUACAUCAGUUUCAAACUUUUGCUCAACAAUACAUAAACUUCAGUUAUGCUUACAAUCAAAAUAGUCAUUGGACUAUGAACCGAAAUAAUAAUAUUCCACAGAUUCCGACCGCCAAACCUAAUGCUGAACGAAUACCAUCACUUUUUGAACCACUUAAAUUAGUUGAUCAAUCUUCGAACAAAAUUCCCCUGAUUGUGAAAGGUACCAACAACGUUUACAAACCAAAUGAUAAAUUAAAAACUCAAAGUACUGAAGUUACGCAAAAUGAACAAACAAAAAGUAAUCCUCGCAAAAAUGUUCCCGCAAAUUUACAAACUAGCGAAAUAUCAAAAGUCUGUGAGGAAAAAAAGGUUAUCAAAACUGACAUUCGAGAAAACGAGUCUACGAGUCAAGCAGCAAAGAAGAUAGAGAAAGAAGAGGACAUAAUCGAAUCGGACAGGAAUAUCACAAGAUUGACACAAAUCAAACUAUUGAAACUGAUUCAUAAAUAUCCGAACGGAAUUUGGUGUUCCGAACUUCAGCUAUUGUAUCUCCGGGAAUAUAACACACCAUUGACUUUCGAAAAAUCUGAAUAUUCCAGCCUCUUGGACUUUGUUUCGAAUUUACCGAAUAUAUUCCAUUGCGUGAAACCCUUGAACGAGAAACGUUACAAAUUAUUUAACGCUAAACAUUCUAUACCACAUUUGAAAGGCGGUACCAGUUAUCUAAACGAUCUUCCCCUCGAACUAGAUCUAGACGAUUUUAAAACAUCACUACUUAAAGAAGUAAUGGGAAUCGAAGAUACCGUAAAACACACAAGUGUCACGAAAUUUCAAGAGAGUAGUAAUCAAAAAAAGCAAUACGAAGAAAUUCUAGUUUCCAAUGUUAUUUCACCAAGCUUCUUCUGGAUUCAUUUGUGUAAAAAUUCAACGGACUUCAAAAAGUUUGUGAGUGAAUUGAAGAAUUUCUACGAGAGUAACAAUUCAAAGUAUAAAGUUCCGCUUACUUUGCUUCAAAGAGGAUUGAACGUAGUCUGCUUUUUCAAGGACAGAUGGAAUCGAGGAUUAAUCAAGGAGGUUUCUGGCGAUUCGCAAAUAACAAUCUCGUUGUACGAUUAUGGAAUCGAGAAGAAAUUCUUUCCGGAUGAAAUUCACUUUUUACAUAAGUCAUUCUCGAAUUUCCCUGUUCAAGCAAUACCGUGUAGUUUGCACAAUGUGAAACCAUAUAAAUCAUCAAUGUGGAAACAAGAUGUCAUAUGGCAAUUUGUCUCGAAGACGUCGUUUCCCUUAAUUGCUACUGUGGAAAAUAUUGAUCUCGAGGAAAAUCAACUUUCUGUUGUUCUAACCGAUACGAGGACUGAUGAAGAUUUUCACAUCAACGACUGGUUGUGCAGUGAAAAGUUCGGCGAGCCUGGAAAGUAUUCUCUGAAAAAUAACAAUUUUCCCUUUUCCCAUUACAAAGAUUGUUUGAAGCAAAAAGGUUAUUGUUCACUUUCUCUCCAUUAUACUAAAAAUGAAGAGGAUGAAACUGCUCGUGCUGAUAUUGUUCCUGCGGAAACUAUUCCUAACGAAUCAGGAAAUACGAGGUUAGAAAAAUAUCCGCAACGUUUAGAGAAUUUAUUGGCUUCUUUAGUAAAAUCGAAUAUUUCCGAAGACACUUUACCACCAUUGAAAAAAAUCCCAAGUGUCUCGGACGAUAACAGUAUUGUUGAGACUUCAGAAAAGUCAAAAAAACAUUCGCAUCGUUUAGAGAAUUUAUUGGCUACUCGCGUAAAAUCGACUAUUUCCGAAGACACUUUACCACCAUUGAAAAAAAUCCCAAGUGUCUCGGAGGAUAACAGUAUUACUGAAACUACGAAAACUCCCAUUUGCUCCAGAUUGUUAUUACUUCAAAGACUAAACAAAAUAAGCAGUUCAAAUUGCAAUGUAAUUGAGCAAAAUGGGAAAAAUCAUGAAGAUAAACCUUCGAGUUCAAAGGACGAUUCAAGAUCUGUAAGUAAUUAUUCAAAUUCAGUGUCUUCGUUGGACGGAUCUUUCAAAGGAAAAUCUUCGACAGUGUCUUCGAAAGAAUCUACAAAACAACCCGAACUAGAAAUCCCUUAUUUCGGAACAUUCGCCAGUGAAUGCGGAGGAAGAGGAAAAAUGGAAAAAAUAAAUUGGCAAGAGGUUUUACAACCAAAAAUUACUGUUGAGAAACAACAACAAAAAAGUGAAAACAACAGUUCUGAAAAUAACAUUCAAAAAAAUAUUGUGGAGCAACAAGAAGAAUUAAAAGUUAUCCCUCCGCUAAUACAAAGAUUACUAAAAUUACAAAGUAAACAAAAAAGAACAUAAAUUCAAAUUUUAUUUUAAUUUUGACAGUAAAUUUUUACUUUUCACAAUUUUAAAAGAUAAACGAACUAAAUGCAUUAGUUUAUUCGAAAACUUCAUUUUUAUUUAAUUUUUAAUUUUCGAAAUAUUGAAAUUAAAAUUUAUUUCUUAAAGUAUUUUUUCCGCU